Rhopilema esculentum is the source of this 2288-nucleotide messenger RNA. Its product is annotated as armadillo repeat-containing protein 8. Gene Ontology annotation, biological process: proteasome-mediated ubiquitin-dependent protein catabolic process. Gene Ontology annotation, molecular function: protein binding. Gene Ontology annotation, cellular component: GID complex. The record is from RefSeq and is a predicted model, not a curated record. NCBI's taxonomy places the organism in Eukaryota, Metazoa, Cnidaria, Scyphozoa, Rhizostomeae, Rhizostomatidae.
CUGAAACCGAGGUUGAAUAGGCCUACUACUUUUGUUGUUUGUAGUAUUUAAUGCUGGAGCUUGACGAAAAAGGAUAGAAAUGAGGUGUUUACAGGUCACAGACUAUGAAAAUUCCUUGAUAGACCAACUUAAGUCAGAUGAUGCCUCGUGUCAACUUGAAGCAAUAAGGAACAUAAAAAAUGCUGUUAUUGGGAUUAAAAGUAAGAAAUCAGCCUUCAUUGCAAAGGGAUUGAUUCCGAGGUUGCUUGAACUCAUGGUCAGAAGCAAUGCUGGCAUUGAGUUUGCAGUUGAAGGAGCAGCCAUUUUGGGGAGCUUUGCAAGAGGGACACAGAAUGAUUUAAGAGUGAUGCUUGAUACCCAAGCCAUUCCAAUACUUUGCCGAGGCAUUUGUCAAGACUACAAACCACUUGCAGUUUCCUGUCUGAGAUCAUUAAGGGCAUAUUUUGUGACAGGGGAAGUUCCACCUGAUAUUAUUUAUGAAGGUCCAUCCAUCGUUAACAAUCUGGUACAGUUUUUAUCACAGUCACCAACAGAAGCAGAAUGCGCUGGAAACAUCUUGUUUAGAUGUUGCAAGACGACCGAGCAUCAAACGAUGUUAUCCGAAGCUGGAAUAAUACCUGCGCUGGCCCCAUGGCUGAAAUUCGAGAAACCUGCAGUCAUUCUGCCGAUUCUUUGUUGCUUUUCAUCCUUAGUUCUGGACAAUGAAGUCUUAGCAACAAGAGUCAGUGAAACUUGUUUAGAGCAGGCAAAAGUAAAAGACUUGCUUAUCAAUUUGCUAUCAAGAGAUAAGGCAGACGAGAUCCAGUUAGCUGCUGCAAAAUGCUUGGCAAAUUUCUAUCGAGCCGGAUCCUUACAUGUCACAGAUGAGGUCAUCCAUUCGAAGGUCUUAUCGACAUUUGUACGAAUGUGUGCCAAAAACAAACCCAACAGUAUUCGUGUUCCUGCAUCUCAAGCUCUCGCAUUCCUAAUCGAAGAGGAUAGUGAUCUACAACAGCUGGCUUCGAUAUCAAACCAUCUUAUCCAAAAUAUUGCAAGCUUUCUGAACACCGAAGAAGAUCUGGAUGAAAUGACAGAUCAGGGAUUAAAAGAGGGUGCAUUUAAAGUCUUUGCUGCAUUGGCUGCUAAUGAUGAAAAAAUAAGAAAGAGGGUUGUUGAUGCCACGGACAAACUAAAUCCUGCUUUGAAUUCUGCAUUGCAAAGUGAAUGCAAUGUGCUGCAAACUGCCGCAUUGCAAUGCCUCUUAAGUCUGUCUCGCUCUGUUCAACAACUGCGAUCAACAUUCAAAGAUCAGUCGAUUUGGCAGCGAAUCCUGGAUAUCUUACAGACGAGUCACUGUGAAGACCUGCUCAGCACGGCAUCCUCUGUUCUCUGUAACCUGCUGCUUGACUUUUCCCCUUGCAAAGAUCUGAUGCUGGACAAAGGCGUACUGGACAUUCUUGCAGCAUUAACGAAAAGACCAGAGGCUCCUUUAAGAUUAAACGGAGCUUGGGGCUUGAUGAAUCUCUCCUAUGAUGCUGACGAGAACGUCAAAGCCCGAAUCAUAAAGGAGGUUACAUUGCGUCAUCUCAUCCAUCUCCUUGAAGAUCCGGAUAUUCACGUGACCGUAAAAGUCCUUGGCCUCCUGCGAAACAUUUUAUCUGGAAAAGAGGGAGUCGAUGAAGCAAUUGAAGAUGGCUGUCCUCAAGUCAUCGCAGCUGUUAGAAUGGUGGUUAGAAAUGAUGGUAUUGCAAAUGAUAUCAAGGAUCAAGCCCUUUGUGUGCUUUGCAAUGUGGUGAACAGCAAAACUGGUAAAGACCAUAUAAUGAAUGACGAAGAGCUUCUGCGCAAAUUGAUUUGCUGUCUCUCAAAUGAUAACCAAAGAAUUAAACUUGCCUCUGUUUCGUGUAUACUUAAUUUGUCAUGUAACAGUGAGGAAGGCGCGCUUGAGAGGCAAACGAAAUUGAGAGAUCUUGGAGCCCAGAAGCAAUUGCAAGCCUUGCUUACCACGCCAAAUAUUAAUUUGUUUGACAAAGUCAAAGUAGCGCUCCAGCAAUUCUCGUGACAGCUUCGUGACCUACUCUGCACAAUUUCGAAAGGCUUUGACUGAAAAGUGGAAAAUGGACGGCUAUCGCCUUAAUGUUUUGCUAUAGUCCACAUUCUUCUUAGCAAAAGACUUUCUUAGCUAUUUUGCACCUUUAUUUAUCUCAUUUCGUAGCAAAUAUGUGAAUAUUGUCUAUACAGUUUAGAUAUGGAUUUUAUCUUUGUAGUACCAAACAUUGAGUAUGUCGAAAAGAAAUAGAGCUAAUAUU